Molecule: messenger RNA, 1968 nt
Organism: Aricia agestis (brown argus)
Lineage: Eukaryota; Metazoa; Arthropoda; Insecta; Lepidoptera; Lycaenidae
Product: pescadillo homolog
Exons: 6
Coding region: 131-1942 (603 amino acids)
Biological process (GO): maturation of LSU-rRNA from tricistronic rRNA transcript (SSU-rRNA, 5.8S rRNA, LSU-rRNA); ribosome biogenesis
Cellular component (GO): nucleolus; PeBoW complex
Molecular function (GO): RNA binding
Source: RefSeq, a predicted model, not a curated record
GUCAACUGUCAUUUUAUUCCUGGUGAUGUGCGGAGUUGAUAUGAAAAUAUGAAAUAAAAUUAAUUCUAAUCCAAAAACAAAUACACAGUCAGUAAUAAAACAACAGAAGUGUUAAUAUAACUUUACAAAAAUGGUUUCCAAGAAGAAAAAGAAGUAUUCCUCCGGUGAAGGAGCACAGUUUAUGACCAGGAAAGCUGCAUUAAAAAAACUCCAACUGUCUCUGAAAGAUUUUAGACGAAUUUGUAUUUUAAAAGGAAUUUAUCCUCGUGAGCCGAGAAAUCGUAAAAGGGCCCAAAAAGGUGCAGGUGGUAUCAAGACCUUAUAUCACACAAAGGACAUAAAGUUCCUUCUACACGAGCCAAUAAUAUGGAAACUAAGGGAAUUAAAGGUCUUCCAACAAAAAAUUCGUAAAGCCAGAGCCAUGCGAGAAUACAAGAAAAUGAGGACAUAUCUAAGAGACUAUCCAGACAUAAACAUUGACCACAUUGUGAAAGAGCGGUAUCCAACUUACAUAGAUGCUUUAAGAGACCUCGAUGACUGUCUCACGCUGUGUUUCCUGUUCAGCACAUUCCCCUCACUCAAGAGGGUUCCAAGAGACCAGUCUUUAUUGUGCAGAAGGCUUACCAUAGAGUUCAUGCAUGCUGUGAUCGCUGCUAAGGCUCUCCGACGAGUCUUCAUUUCCGUCAAGGGCUACUAUUACCAAGCUGAAAUUGAAGGACAGACUAUUACAUGGAUUGUACCUCACCACUUCUCUUUCCAGCCUCAAAACAAAGACGAAGUAGACUUCAAGAUUAUGUCCACCUUUGUGGAGUUCUAUGUCAUGCUUCUGGGAUUUGUGAAUUUCAAAUUAUUUAAUUCCCUCAACCUUGUCUAUCCGCCCAAACUAACAGCUGCAUUCAACAGUGAGGAGAAAGACUUGGUAGAUGAGAAUGCUUAUGUAGCUGAGAGAAUAGCUGCCAUGAACUUAUCACUUGCAAAAGUGGCAGGGGCACAUGAGCAGGAGGAAAUUCCAGAGAUUGACGUAUUUGAUACAGACGAUAAGGACCCUGAAAAAUUAGAGGAAGCCCGACAGGAACAAGAGAAAGUGAAAAAACUAAAAACACUAUUCAAAGGUGUCAAGUUCUUCAUCAACAGAGAAGUACCAAGGGAGCCCUUAGUUUUUAUCAUUCGUUGUUUCGGUGGUGAAGUCUCAUGGGACCGCAACCUGUUUGUUGGAGCAACUUUUGAUGAGUCAGAUGAGUCUAUUGCGUACCAAAUUGUGGAUAGGCCGAGCAUGGACAAGCAGUACCUAUCACGCUACUACGUCCAGCCCCAGUGGGUGUUUGACAGCGUUAAUGCUAGAACUUUGCUGCCCAUCAAUCAGUAUUUAAUGGGCGCUGUUUUACCGCCACAUCUGUCACCAUUUAUUGAUAAAACUAAGGACCAAGUGUACAUACCACCUGAACAGAGGGCACUCAAUGAUCCUGACUUCAAACAUCUAGAGGCUGAAUCGUCUGAUGAAGAAAUAGAGGAAGCGACCGAUGAGGAAAAAGAGGAAAAUGAAGAAGACGAAGAUGGAGAAGCUGCCAUCACAAAACAGUACCAACAAGAGGUUGAGCAGGAUUCAUCUUCCGAAGAGGAUGAUGAUGACGUUGAUCCAGAAAAGAAGAAACUGGCGAAAGAGAAGAAAAAAUCUAUGGCUGUUACAACUGGAGUACCCUACAAAGAACAUCCAUACCAGAAAGAGAUAGAAGACAAGCAAGCAUUCAGACUUCGCGAAAAACUCGUCCAGAAGAAACACAGGAAUCUGUACAAGAGCAUGAAGGCUGGGCAAGAAAAGAGAAAGAAAGACAUUUGGCUACUUAGAAAGAAGAGACGUCUUCAUGACGAGAAAGUUAAAGCAGAGAAAAAAGCUGUUAAACGUCAGCAGAAAAUGCAAGCUAUUGAUGCUGCUUCCUCGUAAACAAUAAAACACACUUUACUGCUUAA